Exophiala aquamarina CBS 119918 is the source of this 420-nucleotide messenger RNA. RefSeq lists its product as uncharacterized. The record is from RefSeq and is a predicted model, not a curated record. Gene Ontology annotation, cellular component: transcription elongation factor complex. Gene Ontology annotation, biological process: transcription elongation by RNA polymerase II. Lineage: Eukaryota; Fungi; Ascomycota; Eurotiomycetes; Chaetothyriales; Herpotrichiellaceae. Gene Ontology annotation, molecular function: RNA polymerase II complex binding. The coding region runs from base 1 to 420 and encodes 139 amino acids. The transcript is spliced from 2 exons.
AUGCGAACUGCGACCAGCGAUCUGACCAACUUCUCACAGGGAAAACGCAAGAAGUCAUCCAGCAAGCCUCAAGGACCAAAGAAACGCGAACCCUUAGCCACGACAUUCACAUGCCUCUUCUGCAACCACGAGAAAGCAAUCCAAGUGAAACUAGACAAAAAGGCCGGCGUGGGUAACCUACACUGUAAAGUCUGCGGCCAACGGUUCCAGACGGGGAUCAACUACCUCUCCGCAGCGGUCGAUGUAUACUCGGACUGGAUCGACGCGUGCGAGAACGUCGCGCAAGAGGCCGCGGCCGAGGAGGCGGCAGACAAGAACUUCAGCGACUAUGCAACAGCCAAAGUGAGCAGGAAACCGGCCGCAGGCGGCGGUGCGGGAGAUGACGUGGAGGAGGAUGGCGUUUAUGAUGAUGACUACUGA